GUGUCCAAACACAGAGAAAAACUCCCGCUGAAGCGACUGAUCUCCACACUGUUAUAAAGAUGGCGUUUAUUAAAGAGGAGAGUGAAGAUGUGAAGAUUGAAGAAACAUUCACAGUCAAACAUGAAGAUCUGCAGGAACAAACAGACCUGAUGGUGCUGAAAGAAGAGACUCAUCAACCGAAUGAAAUGGAAGAGAAACAGCAGUUUGAGAAACCACAAGAGAUAACGACUGAUGAAAAACCCACACUGAAUAAAAAGACUUCAUCACGCAGAAGACUUCGGAAAUCCAAAUCCAGGUGUAAUUUCAGCUGUAAACAUUGUAGAAAGAGCUUCAGUCAAAAUUACACCUGCGAACAGUGUGGAAAGAGUUUUGGUUAUAUACAAGGCUUUAAAACCCACAUGAGAAUUCACACUGGAGAGAAGCCUUUCAGCUGUACACAGUGUAGAAAGAGUUUCAGUCAAAAGCCAAACCUUGAUGUUCACAUGAGAGUUCACACUAGGGAGAAACCUUACACCUGCAAACAGUGUGGAAAGAGUUUUGGUUAUACACAAGGCUUUAAAACCCACAUGAGAAUUCAUACUGGAGAGAGACCGUACACAUGCCAACAGUGUGGAAAAAGCUUUUAUAAUUCAGGACACUUUGCAGUACACAGGAGAAUUCACACUGGGGAGAGGCCGUACACAUGCAAACAAUGUGGAAAAAGCUUCAAUGACGCAAGAAACCUUGCACUGCACAUGAGAAUUCACACUGGAGAGAAGCCUUUCAGCUGUAAACAGUGUAGAAAGACUUUCAGUAAAAAGUCAAACCUUGUUGUUCACAUGAGAGUUCACACUAGAGAGAAACCUUACACCUGCGAACAGUGUGGAAAGAAUUUUAGUUAUUUACAAGGCUUAAAAACCCACAUGAGAAUUCAUACUGGAGAGAGGCCGUACACAUGCCAACAGUGUGGAAAAACCUUCUAUAAUUCAGGACACUUUGCAGUACACAGGAGAAUUCACACUGGGGAGAAGUCUACUCUUGCCCUCAGUGUGAAAAAAGUUUGAGCAAAAUGGCACCUUUGAAGUCCACAUGAGAAUUCACAACAAAGAGAGAAUGUAGGAAAAGUUUUUCUCAAAAACAAGACCUUGACAUCCACAUAAGUAUUCAUACUAGAGAGAAACCUUACCGAGUGUUGUAAAAGCUUCAUAUGUAAAAACGCACUUUAUUACCACAUGAUAAGUCACACCUGAGAGAAGCCGUUUGCAUCUUCUCAGUGUGGAAAGAGAUAUACAACCGAAGCUAGCCCACAAGCUCCCACAGUCCAAAAACACGCAACCCAAGUAAAUUGAACAUUCUAAAUGAUCACAAUGGUCGAGCUCUUAAUAAGCCUUAUAUCUCCCUUUAGCCAUCCCUGUCUAUUAGCCAUUUCUGUCAUUAGAACAG
Molecule: messenger RNA, 1422 nt
Organism: Danio aesculapii
Lineage: Eukaryota; Metazoa; Chordata; Actinopteri; Cypriniformes; Danionidae
Product: gastrula zinc finger protein XlCGF7.1-like
Exons: 3
Coding region: 60-1043 (327 amino acids)
Biological process (GO): regulation of transcription by RNA polymerase II
Molecular function (GO): RNA polymerase II cis-regulatory region sequence-specific DNA binding; DNA-binding transcription factor activity, RNA polymerase II-specific
Source: RefSeq, a predicted model, not a curated record